CCCCAUCCAUCCCUGCCUUGGCUCUGUCCCUUGCACCUCUUUACAGACAAAGGAGGCCCUCCAUCAACACUCAGUCUCUCCACGAGUCCAGCACAAGCAGCUCCAAGAUGCCGGACACAAUCAUGUCCAAGGAGCCCAGUUCCGAUCUGGAGAGUGCCAUGCAGAUGCUCAUAAAGACUUUCCACAAGUACUCGGGGAAGGAGGGCGACAAGUACACUCUGAGCAGGGGCGAGCUGAAGGAGCUGCUACUAGAGGAGCUGGGGACUUACUUAGGGACCUCCAAAGAUAAUGAAGCGGUCGAGAAGGUGAUGAACGACUUGGACGCCAACAACGACGGGGAGGUGGACUUUACCGAGUUCAUCAUUCUCAUGGGCGCCCUCACGGUCGCCUGCAACGACUUCUUCCUGGACAAGACGGAGGACAAACCGGGGGAGAAGAAGGAUUGAAUCAGUGCAAGGGAAGGCGAGGGGAGAAAAGUGGGAGGGAGUGGGUGGAAGAGGGUGAAGAGGAGGAGGAGGAGGAGGGGUGAAAGAAAGAACUGUAACUGCAGGGGAGACAGAGGACAGAAGUGCAAUGGCUUUUUGUCUUACGCAAUUUGCAAACACUACAACUUAACACGAGGGAAGCCAGCAGAUAGUUUGCGGGUUUGCAGAGCGAGGGGCGUCCAGCGGGGAGUAGUGUUCUUUCCUCUGCAACUGUUUCUCAUACCACAACUCAUCCGAAGCUAGCCGCGCUGCUCUCAGAGCAGUGGGGGUGACUUUGCAAACACAACCUGGUCCACAACUCACACUCAUCAGUUUCACCGGUUGGGUAGAUUAAGUAAGGCACUGGGAGGAAGGAGGAAAUGGAAGGUUGAGCAUUUCUUGCACAUGAAUAGCCUAAUUUGUGAACAUAUAUUAAGAUUAUCAUAUUAUUGUAUUGUACUCAGUGUUGGAAUGUAUCCCCUCUCUUGAGCCUAUUUUGUAAUCUUUUUUUUUUUUUUGGUAAUAACCAAUGUUUCAAAACAUUAAACAAGGCAUUUAACCAUCAA
Mugil cephalus (flathead mullet) is the source of this 1030-nucleotide messenger RNA. RefSeq names its product S100 calcium binding protein S (gene s100s). Bases 108 to 446 code for a protein of 112 amino acids. Lineage: Eukaryota; Metazoa; Chordata; Actinopteri; Mugiliformes; Mugilidae. The transcript is spliced from 4 exons. Gene Ontology annotation, molecular function: calcium ion binding; transition metal ion binding. The record is from RefSeq and is a predicted model, not a curated record.